AUGCGUUUCGGAGCUCUUCAGACAAAUGGCAAGACUGAGAGUGUCCCUAACGCCAAAAAGCCGAAGGUGAGACCACCACGAGACUGGCGGGAUGGCUGGCUUCUCCCUGUGCGGUCCCUGCCGACAUAUACUGGCCCAUAUUCAGUCGGCACCAUGGAGAUCGAGGUUCCGGUAGAGAAUCCACGAGUCUUCUCACAUAUCAAGCGGGAAGGCAAACAUCUUCUUCAAAUCGAGACAGUACUCAUGACCGUCUACUACCCUGCUUCCCACGACGAGAAGAACUCUGCUGCUGCACGGAAGGAGAAGCUGUCACGAGAGCUGUGGUUGGGCAGACCUCGGGUCAGCAUCGCCCAAGGGUACGGUAAAUUUGCUGGUAUCGGCAACUAUAUGCUGCCACUUUUCGCUCCAACUUUCUGGACUAAAUUACCGGCCUACCGCAAUGCGCCAUUGGCCAAACACUGGGCUCCGGAGGUCAAUGUGAAAACGGAAGGUGUCAACGUCAAACUAGAGGAAGGCAGAAAACCUGAGGGGGCGGACGACAUGCCUACAUUCCCACUCAUUAUGUUCAGUCAUGGAUUGGGAGGUACGCGCACCAUGUACUCGUCUGUUUGCGGCGAAUUUGCCUCCUAUGGCUUCGUUGUUUGCGCCGUCGAGCAUCGUGAUGGUUCUGGACCACGAAGUUACAUCAACCAUACCAAAGGACCGCCACCAGACCAGGUGGGAACUGUGUCUGAGCGGCGACGGACUGGGCAGGUCGAUAUCACCAAGAAGGAAGAGGAACGAGAAUACGAGAUAAUGGACUAUGUGUUCCCUAAAGAUAACCCAUAUGAUACGUCUCCAGCUAAUGACAAAGGCGUGGAUGUCGAGUUGCGAAGUGCACAGAUCGAGCUGCGCAUGGCAGAGCUAGACGAGGCAUACCGAGUGAUGUGUCAGAUCGCGCGCGGCGAAGGUGAGAAAGUGGCUGAAUUCAACCUGAGGAAGAAAGGCUACAAAGCCAGUUCCUCGCACGGUCUGGAAGGUGUGGACUGGUCUCGUUGGAAGAAUCGCUUUCAUCUCACCGACGUAACGGCCUGCGGACAUAGCUUUGGUGCUGCAACGGUGACUGAGAUCCUUCGCCAUGAUGACAGAUUCUCCUACGUUGGCCAGGGCAUUAUUUACGACAUCUGGGGCGCGGGAACGAAACCACCGGAGAAGGAAGCGCCGCAUCACAGAAUCCAUACUCCGCUACUUGCCAUCAAUAGCGAAGCAUUUACUUACUGGCCUAGCAAUUUCGAGCUGGUGAGCAGCUUAAUCGAUGAAGCGCAGGAAGCUCCUGAUGAGAGUCCGAGUUGGUUGUUGACGCUUCGUGGGACUAUCCAUGUUUCGCAGUCGGACUUCUCGCUUCUAUAUCCUAAUGUCUGCUCACUUUUCCUAAAAAUGGUCGCCAAUCCGCAACGAGCUCUCGACCUGAAUAUCAACGCAUCGCUGGAAUUCCUGUCGCACGUCCUGCCUGCCGAAUUGGCCCAGGUGAAUCGUGCGUACAAGAAUGAAGGCAUACUGGAGCAAGAACCUAGCCCACUUUCCCGGAUACCAUCCGCACAGCUACUCAAACCAAAUGAGAAGUACACAGCUAUGCGACUGAAGAUCAAGCACGAGUCCCUCUACCGCUUAUCUCCAUCCUUGUACAAGAAACUCUGGCUCAAGCGCCACGCGCACGAUGAUAGUGGUAGAUCGAAGACCGACGAUGAGGUCUGGGUCCACACGAAACCGACGCCGGAGAGCAUUGCGAAGCAUCUCAAGAAUUAUGAGGGCAGAUCGAACCUCAAGAAAGCCCAAACGGAGGGUGCAUUGCCCAUGGCGAGUUCUUCUGCUGAGCAGAGGUGUGCUAGUCCAGUCCAUAUUUCGGAGAAGCACGAGCAGGAGAAUUCGGCAUGUAAUCCGCAGUCUGAAGAUCAGGAGGAGAAGGAAUCUUCGGAAGGCGAUUGA
Molecule: messenger RNA, 1965 nt
Organism: Recurvomyces mirabilis
Lineage: Eukaryota; Fungi; Ascomycota; Dothideomycetes; Mycosphaerellales; Teratosphaeriaceae
Exons: 2
Coding region: 1-1965 (654 amino acids)
Molecular function (GO): 1-alkyl-2-acetylglycerophosphocholine esterase activity
Source: RefSeq, a predicted model, not a curated record